This is a messenger RNA of Caenorhabditis bovis, 1842 nucleotides long. The record is from the annotation of a GenBank genome assembly. Lineage: Eukaryota; Metazoa; Nematoda; Chromadorea; Rhabditida; Rhabditidae.
AUGGAAGAGCCCGAAGGUGAAGCUGCUCAGCGAUUCAUGUUUGUCAAAUGUGUGACAUUCGCGCGUGUGUGCAAAACGGGCGCCGGUGAAGGAAUUGUCGCAUAUGUCACACCGACACCAGACGGCGGCGAAUGUCAAAUGGAUCAGACCGACGAUUUCUCGCUAACCGCGCGUCUUCUUGAAGACGUCGAAUGGAAUACGCUGGCGUUGGAAAUUUUUGAUGAGCCAAACGAGGCGGCGACGAACAUCAUCCGACGAGUCAAAAGCAAAUCGCUUAAAGUGUGUUGCACGAAUUGCACAAAAUUGCGCGAGAUGCUCCAAAUCGUUCCCAAAUCCUAUACGACCAUCAAUGUCGCGUUGGAGGAGUUCAAUUGGAGAAGUUUGCGGCGAAUCGUCAAAUUUCCCGAGGUGCGCCGCGUCGAUUUGCUCAACGUCUCCGACCAUCGGUUCGUCUUCAAUUAUCGCAUCAGCUAUAAGGACCGACUCAUGCAGUUCUGCUCGAAUCGUCUUACCGAGGCGGACCUCGCGCGUAUCACCAAGAGUUUUGUGCGAAAAAAGACGAACACGAGCUUCUCGUUUUCAUUGGGCUGCUCGCGAAAUUUAAGCGCGCCGACGAUUCUCAAAGAUUUGAGUUUUCGACAUCUCAAAGGCAAUCCACCGUGCUCGCACGACAUCAUAAGAAAACACUUCAAGACGAUGAACAACGCGAUGAACACGCGCUAUGUGAUGUUCAUCGAUGAGCCGGCGCGUCGCCAGUGGAGCAGCUAUUCGCUGUACGUGAUGGCGCUCAAUUAUCGCGCGACGCACAUCGAAUCGAAAUUGUUCGGCAUUUUGUCGGAUGUCGCAUUCGGCGUCUGGCACAAAUUGCCGGUCGAAUUGAAGAAAUGUGUCAUCGAGCGAAUGGAUUAUCGCACUAGAAAAAAUUUAGCGCAAUGCUCGCGAUUGAUGUACGAAUUGGAAAACGAAUCAAGAGUUUACAUUGUUGAAUUGAGCAUUUCCGACUCGUUUUCGCCCGAAUGGAAUGAGAGAUUCCUCACCAUCACCGUCAGCUUCACCGCGUGCUCGACAGAUUUGCAUUCUGAAUAUUUAGACGUUAUUGACUAUGGAAGAAACAAAUACCAGAUUGUUCGACGAUUUUUGAUGGGCGAACGCGAUCGAAUCGAGGUGCGAACGAUAUUGGAGAAGAUUCUGAAGCGGGCGAAUUGGAAUGUGAACAAUUUGAACAUAACGGUUUUUCCCGAAUUCCUAAAGCCGAUCAUUGAGAAGAUCGACUUCACCAUGCUGAUCGCGACGAUGACGGAUGCCGAUGAUCUGAAGGACGCUCUCGAAGCAAUUCCGCACAAUUUGAAGAAGGUUGUGACGAAGGAACGAAUCAAAGACAGCAACAUGGAAUUGGGCAUCGAGAUUCUCUCGACGCCACAGAUCAAAACCGCACAAUCAUUGAAACUCGUCAAUUUCUGUCAUGUGAAUUUGAAAUUGGUUUGGAGUUGGGCGGCGAAAACCAUUCAUAUUUUCACCGACGAUCUUCGCGAGCCGCAAAUUGAGCAAUUCAUGAUGAAGGUGCUCGACACGGGAAUAUUGCGAACGAUUUCGGUGCGAACGACACACCAGCUGAAUCUCGCCGAAAUUUUGCGCCACUUCGACAUCGUCGCCCACCGGCCGAUCGCCAAUUACGAAAUUCCGUAUGAUCUACAGGAGACGUUGAAAUCGUUGCUGGAGAUUGGCGCCAAACGCGACGAUGACGAACGAAUCGUAUUCGAGAUCGCGUUUUGCGAUCUCGUCAAUCGCAAUUUCCAACCGCAUUAUUAUCGAGUGGCGCUGAAAAUCGCUGAAAACGGAUGA